Molecule: messenger RNA, 1551 nt
Organism: Cyanidioschyzon merolae strain 10D
Lineage: Eukaryota; Rhodophyta; Bangiophyceae; Cyanidiales; Cyanidiaceae
Product: probable DegP protease precursor
Exons: 1
Coding region: 1-1551 (516 amino acids)
Biological process (GO): proteolysis
Molecular function (GO): serine-type endopeptidase activity; protein binding
Source: RefSeq, a predicted model, not a curated record
AUGCAAGCAGCGGCCGCUCUGAGCUCCAGCCAGAACGGUCCCACGGAAGCGCAAGGGGUUCUCGUCGGGCACCCUGUGCUCCAGGAGGCGCCCAUUGAGGCGUCUGUGGAGAGUCAGCUGGAGCAGCUAGCAAAACGGGAAGAUGUCACUGCAAGCCGCGUCUACUACGCUGCGAGAAGCGCAGUGGUGCACAUCAGUUCCAUGGAGUCGUUGCGAGCAGCGGCUCGUCGAGGAUUCCGGAAACUAUGGCCACCGUUUCCCUACGGCCCCGAGUCACCGGACGACGAGGACGAUACCGAGGACGAGGAUGCGUCGGCAGCACGUGCUGCCGAACCCUCUGAACCUGAGCCAAAGCGUGGACUCCCAGAGCCGCCUCUCGCUAGUCCACACGAACGUCCGGAGGAGGAAUGGAUCCUUCGGGGAACUGGAACAGGGUUCUGUUUCGACGCUGACCUCCACAUCGUCACCAAUGCGCACGUCGUUGCGGGCGCCUCACGGUACUGGGUACGGUUCAUCAGCGGUGAUCAGGUUCCAGCACAGGUGCUGGGCCUCGACUCAGAGCAUGAUAUUGCGGUUUUGCAACCGCGCUGGGAGGGCGCAUCCAGCGACCAGAGUGCCCCACUCCGUGAGCUAGCGGCGCUACCAUCCGAUGCACCACGAACGCUUUCCAACGCGGUGGCUAGCCGCUGGUCGCAGGGUGCGAACCUUACAGUGCGCAAGCGCCUCCUCGAAACCAUUCAACCGCUCCGUUUCGGUGACUCUACCAAGUUACUCGUGGGUCAGCGCGUAUUCGCGAUCGGAAACCCGUUUUCCCUAGAACACACGCUGACUGCCGGCAUCUUGUCGGGUGUCGGUCGUGAGGUUGCCUCCCGCCGAUCUGGAGGUAUUCCCAUGUUUGGACUCUUGCAGACCGAUGCUGCGCUCAAUGCCGGUAACUCGGGUGGUCCACUGCUCGACUCAAAUGGCUGUGUCAUUGGGAUGAACUGUGCGAUUGCGAGUCCUAGUGGAGCCUUUGCGGGUGUCGGGUUCGCGAUACCGAUUCAUACCGUUCGACGAGUUGCAGAGGAGAUCCUGACGCGUGGCCGCGCUUCUCGCCCGGGUCUGGGCGUCACUUUCGCGCCGACUGCACUCACGCGUCGACUGGGUAUUCGUCGCGGUGUGCUCAUUUUAAACGUGCUCCCAGAUGGACCAGCUGCAAGGGCGGGGCUGCGGCCCACCAGGCGGCUAGAGCGACUCUAUCUCGGUGAUGUGAUUCUCAGCGUCGAUAACCAUCCGGUGAACGACGCCGUUGAUGUGAUGCGCAUCCUGCAACAGAAACGCGUUGGUGACACAGUGAAACUCGCUGUGGCGAAUGCAUCUGAGAUACUCGCGCUGCAGGGCGGUACCCAAGCAUGGUCAGACAAGUUGCCACCGGCAAUGAACCGAGCGCAUCCAUCGCCUUCGGAGGAAGAGGCCAUUCGGGAAAAGUGGAAAGGGCUUCGGGUUCGUGAGGUUACCGUCCAGCUCGCAGACAUUCCGAGAAGAGCGUGGCGUAUCGCUUCGAAACUCUGA